UCAAACGACUGCCCAAAUCUAUUCACAUAUACCCUGAAUUAUUACAUUGGCAAUACCAGAAAUUAUAAAUAAUGCCUCAUUCUCCGUCAAGCUCUACGCACUCAGAGCAUAACCCUGCCGACCCGACAAGGUCUGCGCCUUUAUCCCCGACGACUACCAUGACAUCUACAGACGACGCCGACGACACGGCAGUCCCAGUCCAGAACAACGAGAACUCUUUAGACGAUAUAUUCGGCUCCUCGCCGCCCGCCGAUAACCACAUCACUGCGCAAAUCACAACCAGCAACACCAACACACAAGACUACGCACAGAAUACAGCAGAGCUUUCGGAUCUUCCCGCCCUUCGUCGCCAGCACGUCACUGCGGGGUAUCGGGAUGGCAUCGCAGCGUCCAAAUCAGAGCAUGUGCAAGAAGGGUUCGAUGGCGGGUAUCCUGUCGGCGCGCAGUUUGGACUCAGGGCGGGCACAGUAUUAGGGUUAUUGGAGGGGGUGAUCAAGGGGUUGCAGGGGAAAGACUCGACGGGGCCGGUUGUUAAAAAGGGGUCGACAUUGGGUGCGAAAAAGGGGGCAGAUAUAAUAGAGCUAGGAAAGGAGAAGGAGGUAAGACGGGAGCGGAUUGAAAGGAUAAAAAAACUCUACAAUACCGCAGUCAAGGAGUUGGAUGUUGAAGCACUCUUUGGGGGUUUGACGGCAGAAGGGGAGGGAGAAGGGGGGAUGACGGAAGAACAAAAACCUGAGAAUCGACUGAGAAACAAGGCAGAGCCUGUCGUAGCAAAGUGGGAGAAGUUGGUGGGCGUGACAAGUUGGGAAGAGAAUAUGGAGGCGUUGGAAAUGGAGGAGCAUACGAGUUGAAACGAGCCAACUCAAAUUUCAGUUCCCACGAAUUUUGAUAUCAGCCCUCGUCUCCAGCCCUCUUCUCCAGCCCUUUUUGGUG
Molecule: messenger RNA, 933 nt
Organism: Talaromyces proteolyticus
Lineage: Eukaryota; Fungi; Ascomycota; Eurotiomycetes; Eurotiales; Trichocomaceae
Exons: 1
Coding region: 72-851 (259 amino acids)
Source: RefSeq, a predicted model, not a curated record